AUGCUGAGAUUCAUUUUAGUUCAAAACAGACAAGGCAAAACUAGAUUAUCAAAGUGGUACGUCCCGGUAGAAGAUGAGGACAAAAUUAAGCUACGCGGCGAGGUUCACAGACUGGUCGCCCCUCGUGAUCAAAAACAUCAAAGUAACUUUGUCGAAUUCAGGAAUUACAAAGUCGUUUACAGGCGAUACGCUGGUCUCUUCUUCUGUGUUUGCGUAGAUGCAAAUGACAAUGAGCUCGCUUACUUGGAAAUCAUUCACCUCUUUGUUGAGGUUUUAGAUGCUUUCUUUUCAAACGUCUGUGAACUGGAUCUAGUUUUUAAUUUUUACAAGGUGUAUGCAAUCCUUGAUGAAGUCUUUCUAGCUGGUGAAAUUGAAGAGACUUCAAAGCAGGUCAUUUUAAACAGACUCGAGUAUUUAGAAAGAUUAGAGUAG
Molecule: messenger RNA, 432 nt
Organism: Wallemia ichthyophaga EXF-994
Lineage: Eukaryota; Fungi; Basidiomycota; Wallemiomycetes; Wallemiales; Wallemiaceae
Product: AP-2 complex subunit sigma
Exons: 4
Coding region: 1-432 (143 amino acids)
Biological process (GO): clathrin-dependent endocytosis; protein transport
Cellular component (GO): intracellular membrane-bounded organelle; AP-2 adaptor complex
Molecular function (GO): clathrin-cargo adaptor activity
Source: RefSeq, a predicted model, not a curated record